Molecule: messenger RNA, 1385 nt
Organism: Populus nigra (black poplar)
Lineage: Eukaryota; Viridiplantae; Streptophyta; Magnoliopsida; Malpighiales; Salicaceae
Exons: 7
Coding region: 24-782 (252 amino acids)
Source: RefSeq, a predicted model, not a curated record
CCAAAAUAAAUGAAAGCACCAGAAUGAUUGGGGCGGCCAGAGCACCCGCACUAGGAGGACUUAAAGGAAGUCUAGCACCAUUCCUCAUUUCUAACAACUCUCCACUACCUCGUAUUAACAGGACUCUCUCCUACCCUAAUAACAAGAACAUAAAGCAUUUCCUCUUCAAACCUCCCUUGACAUCAUCAUCUCUGAUGGAGACCUUAGGUGGUGCUUUUGUUUCUGCAGCUGGGGUUUCUACCUUGCCAUUUGAUAAUGGAGGAAACACCAAUGUUUUUGCCUUGUCUCCUUGUCUUCUCAAAAUUAACAAAGGAGACAUCACCAAGUGGUCUGUUGAUGGCUCCUCUGAUGCUAUUGUUAAUCCAGCGAAUGAAAGAAUGCUUGGAGGUGGGGGUGCCGAUGGAGCCAUUCAUAGAGCUGCUGGACCGCAACUACGAGAUGCAUGCUAUACUGUCCCUGAAGUCCGACCUGGAGUUCGAUGCCCCACCGGAGAAGCAAGAAUUACUCCAGGUUUCAAUCUGCCUGCAUUUCGCGUGAUUCACACUGUUGGCCCCAUCUAUGAUGUUGAUGGUAACCCUGAAGCCUCACUUAGGAAUGCAUACAGGAACAGCUUGACUUUGGCUAAAGACAACAACAUUAAGUACAUUGCAUUUCCUGCCAUAUCUUGUGGUGUUUAUGGUUAUCCUUAUGAGGAAGCUGCCAAAGUGGCUAUAUCAACAGCUAAAGAAUUUGCUGAUGACUUGAAAGAGGUUUGGAUUGGACUAUAUCCGACCUAUGAAUAGUGGAGAAUAGUUUAAUGCGGCAGAAAAAGAAGAAGGAGAAGAGGAAGGGCAAGAGCAGACUAUGCGAUGUCUGGUUGGCGGUGGAAACACGGAGGCCGGUGGUGACAAGAGCUGCUCUCUACUGUUCUGUAACGUGAACAGUGGAGACAGGGAAGUGUAGAAGAAGAAAGAAAAAGAGAAGGGGAAUAGUCGGCUACCCUGCGCAGCGACGAUGUCUGGUUGGUGGUGGAAACGGUGAAAGCCGGCGGUGAACUGAGGGAGUUGCUAACCACUGUUCACUGUCAACUGCUCUGUUUCUGCUCUUCUUCUUGCGCGGCCUCUGUUUAUAACACAGUUUGCAACUCAUUAUAAAAAGCAGCUUGAAGUUGCUUUUUGUUAUCUUGCGGUUUAAAGCAAAUGGUAAUGGGUCUCACAAACAGAAAAUUAUGUUUAGACCAUAACCAAACACCUAACAACGAUGUUUUUAUGUAAAUGCAGCCGCUAUUGCAGCGACAAACACCUUAGUUUGUACUGAAGCUGGAUUUAAGGAGGAUGCAGAAGGUAAUGGUUUGCGUUGAUGUUAUAGGCUAAUCAAUGCAUGUAGACAUUUUAUGGAUUGUCUUA